Messenger RNA from Fusarium oxysporum Fo47, 1335 nucleotides. Its product is annotated as Alpha/Beta hydrolase protein. NCBI's taxonomy places the organism in Eukaryota, Fungi, Ascomycota, Sordariomycetes, Hypocreales, Nectriaceae. Gene Ontology annotation, molecular function: 1-alkyl-2-acetylglycerophosphocholine esterase activity. The transcript has 2 exons. The record is from RefSeq and is a predicted model, not a curated record. Bases 74 to 1252 code for a protein of 392 amino acids.
CACCCAGUUAAUUUCGUCAACCUUACAGCUUCAUCAUCGCGUUUCUCUGCACCAUUCAAGUUAAGAAUCUAAUAUGCGACUUAGCACGCGCCUCGUCAUCGUGAUUGCUGGCUUGAGUGCCACAUCCACUGGGCUGUUGAUCCCAUUAGUAUCUUCAGGGCCCUUUGACAUUGGCUUGAACAUCAAAACUCUCACUGAUGAAUCCAGAUGGGAUCCAUACGCUCCAAUCGACAGCCCCCAGAAGCGCCGUGUUCUGAUCUCGGCUUUUACGCCCAUCGAUACCCAGUACAAAUCUUGCCCGCAUGGAGAGGUCAACGUUCCAUAUAUGCCUCCCAAAACUCGAGACGCAUUUGGACGACAGGCUGAAGCCAUGGGUCUGCCAUCUGGAGUUUUCGAGGACUUGCAGCUGAAGCUUUGUCGACUCCCUGAUGUGAGCCGAAUAGAGAAAGAGGCUCAGAAGAAUAAAACCAGACUUCCAGUCGUCAUAUUCUCCCCGGGUCGUGGUGUAUCAAGACUCAUGUACAGUACCAUGGCAAGGUCCGUAGCCAGUCACGGCUACGUCGUGAUCACAGUUGAUCAUGCUUACGACGCUUCGAUCAUCGAGUAUCCAGAUGGUACUGCCAUCACUGGCGUCGUUGGUGAAGCGAACCAGACCGUUCUGGAAACAUCAGCGAAGGUUCGAUCGCAAGACAUUUCAUUCAUUAUCAAUCAAAUCAAAGACAAUGUCACAGCAAGAGAGCAGUUUGGCUUAUCCGAAACAGGUAGCAUCUUUGUCUUUGGUCACUCAAUUGGGGGAGCCACUGCCGUGUCGACAUUAUUCAGCGACAAUCGAAUCAAGGGCGUAAUAAAUCUUGACGGCGACAUGCUUGGCCCUGUCGUCAAAACCGGUCUUGCCAAACCCCUCUUUCUCAUGGGAAGGCCUCAUUCUCGCGAACAGGGUCCGUCGUGGAACGAAACUUGGAACAACCACCGUGGACCAGGCAUGAUGCUGCAGAUUGACGGCAUAACGCAUCAGUCGUUCUUGGAUGCGCCAUUGCUUGUUAGUUUGAGGGAUGUUCCUGAGGACUCGAAAGCCAAGGUGCAAGCUGCCUUGGGGACAAUUGAUGGCAGGAGAAUGGCAUCUCUUGUAGUUCAACUGACCGCUGCCAUUCUUGAGUACGUAUUUGACGGUGCCGAGGACCGAUUAUGUCGUGUGGUUGGGGGCCAAUCGGAAGUGACGGUUCUGGAGAUCAAGGGAAUCAAUUGUUCAUGAGCACUCUCAGUUCUGCUGGACGAGGAGAUCAAAUUACGACCAACUGAACAUGAAGAUUUAUUCAAGAACCUGAUUAAACUCCC